This is a messenger RNA of Xylaria bambusicola, 2115 nucleotides long. Its product is annotated as Six-hairpin glycosidase-like protein. NCBI's taxonomy places the organism in Eukaryota, Fungi, Ascomycota, Sordariomycetes, Xylariales, Xylariaceae. Gene Ontology annotation, biological process: carbohydrate metabolic process. The transcript has 5 exons. The coding region runs from base 1 to 2115 and encodes 704 amino acids. The record is from RefSeq and is a predicted model, not a curated record.
AUGCAUCUCUCUUUUCUCAGCACCAGUAUUAUCUGCCUCUGUACCCCUGUAGUCGUUGCCAUCAAUAAUCAAAUCGAUAGGAGGGCGAUAGUUAGAGCUUUCAACCCUCGUCGCAAUGUCAGCUCAAAAAUAUCGCCAAUGCAGGUCGGCAAUGGCAACUUCGCUUUCGGAGUCGAUGUGACGGGGUUGCAAACCUUUAGCCCCUUUGCGACUAUGUCCACUUGGGGUUGGCAUAAUCACAGUUUGCCUACCACCCCCGGCCAAACAUCAGUCGAAGAUUUCGUGGGCUUGGAUUGGUGGACUCACGGGCGGUUGGUGAAUUAUAACCAGCCCAAUCCUGCCCAGGAUGAUAUUUCACAAUGGUUAAUACAAAAUCCAUCAAGGCUGAACUUGGCCCGCAUCGGUCUUUCGUUCGACGGUGAAGACACAACGGAAGAUGACUUGCAAGAGAAAACUCAGGAAUUAGAUUUGUGGACCGGCAAGAUCUCAUCUUCAUUCAAGCAUAAAGGGGCUAUAGUCUCUGUGGAGACCUGGGCAGAUGCGACGUCGGACUCGGUAGCCAUCUUAGUUAAAUCGGAACUCCUCGCCAACGGGUCUCUGGGGAUCUUCUUCGACUUUCCUUUGCCGAGCGAAGCUACAAAAUUCGAAGAUCCCUUUGUAGGGCUCUUCAAGGCGAGCGGUCACAACACCUCCCUCCGUCAACAGAACCAGUCUGCGAUCAUCCGACACGAUUUGAACGAGACGUCGUACGAUGUUUCAUUCAACUGGGAUUCAAAAGCUGAUGUUGAUGGCCCCGCCGAGGGAACACACCGCUACGUACUACGACUAUCAGGAAGGGAGAAACAUAUCGCAUUAGCAGUGACGUUUUCACCGGCCGGGAAGAGACCUAAGUUACCAGUCGUGGAGCAGAUAAAGGCGGCGUCUACCAGCUGGUGGACUUCUUUCUGGAAUUCAGGGGCAUUCGUGGAUCUAUCGGGGGCGACUUCAGCGGACGCUUCGGAGAUGCAACGAAGAAUUAUCUUGUCUCAGUAUCUCACAGUUGUAAACUCGGCGGGCACACUACCACCACAAGGUUUGGUGAACAACGGUUGGUACGGUAAAUUCCAUUUGGAGAUGGUGUUGUGGCACUUACUUCAUUUCGCGCGUUGGAAUAAAUAUUCUCUAUUAGAGCGUAGCAUGCCACAUGUGUACAGCGACUUCCUCAGCUCAUCCAUAGAACGCGCGCGCCUCCAAGGCUACGAAGGCGCCCGAUGGGGGAAAAUGACAGAUCCGACGGGCAGGUCGGCGCCUGGCGAGAUCAACUCCCUACUUGUCUGGCAACAACCGCACCCGAUGUAUUUCGCAGAAGUAGAAUACCGCUCGUUCCCAACUACCUCGACACUGAAGAAAUGGGACGCCAUCCUCACUCCGACGGCGGAUUUUAUGGCCUCGUAUGCCUUCUACAACGCGUCGACAGGUGCCUACGACCUCGGCUCACCUAUGUAUCCCGUGUCGGAAAACACCAACCCGAAUGCAACGAUCAAUCCGGCAUUUGAGCUGGCAUAUUGGCGCUUUGGACUCGACGUGGCCAUCACUUGGAAGGAGCGCCAGAGCCUCCCAGUCCCUUCGAAAUGGAUCGAGGUCCGCGACAACUUGGCCCCGUUACCCCUCGCAGGCGACACCUUCGCGCUGUACGAAGGGAUACAGGAUAUGUGGGUGCCGAACUCAACGACUGUUACGGACCAUCCGGCGCUCUCCGGGGUUUUCGGGCUCUUGCCGCCCCCGAAGAGCGGGCCGUUACUCAAUAUGACUGUCGUGCAGAACACGGCGGCUAGGAUUCGUGAGACCUGGACAUGGGACAGCGUGUGGGGUUGGGACUUCCCGAUGUUGGCUAUGAACGUCUUGCGUCUGGGUGAUGUGGACCAGGCCGUUUCGUAUCUCCUAGACCCUCGAUUCACUUUCGACGAAGCUGGAUAUCCCGGCGGUGGAUCACGCGUCCCGACGCCUUAUUUCCCCGGCUCGAGCUCGUUCUUGCUCGCCGUCGCCAUGAUGGCUGGUGGGUGGGAUGGUGAACCUGGACCUCAUUUCCCGGAAGCUUGGGGGGCAAAGGUUGAAGGAUUUGUUCCUGGAUUGUGA